Drosophila serrata is the source of this 790-nucleotide messenger RNA. RefSeq lists its product as uncharacterized. NCBI's taxonomy places the organism in Eukaryota, Metazoa, Arthropoda, Insecta, Diptera, Drosophilidae. The record is from RefSeq and is a predicted model, not a curated record.
ACCGUCGAGCAAGCAACAUGCAAGUCCAAUUCAUCGCCAUCCUGCUGGCCGCCGUGGCCAUUGGCUCCUCCGCCGCGAAUCCCAGCCUGGUCUCGGGACCCUCGAAGAUGUUCGAGAUCAUGAGUGCCACCAGUGAGAUGCAGCGCAAUAAUCCCGCCCUGGCCACUGCCUGCUUCACCUACUACCAGGGCGUCUUCGACGAGGACUACAAGAGCUACCAGGUGGAGUACGACGGGUGCACCAGCAAGUUCGACUCGGGCAAACUGGAUUCCAUGGAGCGCUACGAAUCCUAUGUCUGGACCCUGAGCAACUCCACGUAUGACUCCUGCAGGUUCCUGCUCGAAUGCGACCAGGCUAACAACAGUCUGGACUCCCUCAACUGCUACUCCGCCCAGGGCACUAAUCACUCUAAGGUGGCCAGUGACAUCUCGCACGAUGCCGCCGUCUACAUCGGAGCUCUGAUGCAGGAAAUCUCCCUCUACGAAUUCGCCCGCAAUGCCUGCAUCACCGAUUGCACUCACAACUACGAGGUCCGCUCCGACAAGUCCUAUGUGGAGUUCCAGAGUUGCCUGGAUGGCAAAACUGCAGUGCCAGAGCCAACCGUGGCCCCCGUAGAUCCCAACAGUUUCAAGGCCAAUUCUGUGCCACAGUUAGCCAGCGAGGAAAAGAGCAGCCAGAAACAGGGAUAUGCCAGAAAGCUGGAAAGCCUUUUCAAGCAUCAUCCUUAGAAGAAGAGGGGUUUAUGCACAAUGUUAUAUUUAAAUAAACUGUAUAUUGUUGAAAUAUCGCA